CAGCGCUAGCCAUAAUGGAUGGAUUUUUGCAUAUUAUAACUGUAGUGUUUUUUAUAAGUGCCUGUAGAACCCAGGGGCAUGGCCUCCAAAACAGACUUGCAGGGGAAGGAGCAGAGCUGACCUCCUGUGACUUUAACCAGGACAGUGCCCCCUUCUGUAGGUUCACCCAGGACAACACUGAUGGAGGGAACUGGAUUCGACACAAGGGAGAGACCCCCACCUCUGGGACAGGGCCCAGCGGGGACUACCCAGAUGGAAAGGGGUACUACAUCUACCAUGAAUGUGACAACGUGCCAAAUGGAGGAAAAGCCCGGGUCCUGAGUCCCACCCUGUCACCAACGGCUUCCCAGUUCUGUAUCCAGUUCCGGUACUACAUGUAUGGCUCUGACAACAAGAAUGCUCUGAGAGUUUUUGUGAAAAAUAGCGGCAGUGACAUGGAGGUGUGGAAGAAGAUGGGCAUCCAGAGUCCCUCUUGGCUCAAGGGGGAGGUCACUGUGUCCAGACCUAGCAGUGGGAGUGUCAGUGUGGUGUUUGAAGCUGAGAGAGGCUUUUCUGCUUCCUGCGACACAGCACUAGACAACAUCGUGAUCUCAGAGGGCGCGUGUCCUUCGUGUCAGUCUGGCUGUGAUUUUGACAUUCCUGAUGAUCUUUGUGGGUGGACUGUAACGUCAGAUCCUGAAAUAUUUGGAUUUGGACAGUGGACUGGGCAAACUGAAACUCCAGAUACUGGGCCUGAUGAUGACUACUCUAAACCUGGGUUGGGCCAAUAUAUGCUGAUGGAUUCUGUUGAGGCUAUACCUGGAGCUUGGUCCCAGUUAGAAAGUCCACUCUUGACCCCCUCUACUGGGUGUCUGGAGCUCUCUUUUCACUACUAUCUGUACGGCACCAGCACCGAAAUGCAGAUUAGUGUCCACACCAUGUCUGCAGGUGGAGUUCUUGGGCCUGCUCUGUUCACUUUGAGAGGAAACCAGGGUCAAGGGUGGAAGCCAGCAUAUGUCCUCUAUCUGGGAUCUGCUCCUAUAAAGUUUGUAAUUGUCGGUACAUUUGGAGAGACUCCUAACACGGAUAUUGCCGUUGAUGCCGUAUGUGUCUUGAACUGCAAACCACCUCCAACAACUCCUGUACCACCAGUGACAACUGCAGGGCCCACCACUCCAAAACCACCCACACCAGGUCCUUCUACACCAAAACCCCCAACACCUGGUCCAACCACACCUAAACCAUCAACCCCAGGACCUUCUACACCAAAACCACCAACACCUGGACCUUCUACUCCAAAACCAUCAACACCAGGACCUUCUACACCAAAACCACCAACACCUGGUCCAACCACACCUAAACCAUCUACUCCAGGUCCAAGCACGCCAAAACCACCUACACCAGGACCUUCUACACCAAAACCAUCAACCGCUGGUCCAACCACACCUAAACCAUCUACGCCAGGUCCUUCUACUCCAAAGCCACCUACACCAGGACCUUCUACACCAAAACCAUCAACCGCUGGUCCAACCACACCUAAACCAUCUACGCCAGGUCCUUCUACUCCAAAGCCAUCAACACCAGGACCUUCUACACCAAAACCACCAACACCUGGUCCAACCACACCUAAACCAUCUACUCCAGGUCCAAGCACGCCAAAACCACCUACACCAGGACCUUCUACACCAAAACCAUCAACCGCUGGUCCAACCACACCUAAACCAUCUACGCCAGGUCCUUCUACUCCAAAGCCACCAACACCUGGACCUUCUACUCCAAAGCCAUCUACACCAGGUCCUACCACACCUAAACCAUCUACUCCAGGUCCUUCUACUCCAAAGCCACCAACGCCUGGACCUUCUACUCCAAAACCACCCACACCAGGUCCAACAACACCUAAACCAUCUACACCAGGUCCUUCUACUCCAAAGCCACCAACGCCUGGUCCAACCACACCAAAACCCUCAACACCUAGACCUUCUACACCAAAACCACCUACCCCAGGACCUUCUACUCCAAAACCACCUACACCAGGCCCAACAACACCUAAACCAUCUACUCCAGGUCCAAGCACACCAAAGCCACCUACACCUGGACCUUCUACACCAAGACCAACUACGCCAAAGCCAACAACACCUAAACCAACCAAACCUACCCCUCCGAUCCCUUGCCCACCUGAUUCCGAGUACAUCGACUGUGGUCCAGCUUGUAUCCCCACCUGUCAGGAGCCCUCCACAAACUGCACUGGCUCCUGCAUCAGUGGCUGCUUCUGCAAACCUGGAUAUGUUUUUAAGGGACGACGAUGUGUCCCUCUGGAAAAGUGUGGAUGCCUGGAUGAUGAGAACAACUACUAUGAGCCUGGUGAAAUUGUGUUUGGUGAUGGCUGCACUACCCUCUGCCGUUGUGCAGGGAACUAUACUCUGGAAUGUAUGGACAACUCCUGUGACCCAACAGAAGAGUGCCGGGAGGUCAAUGGUGUGGCAGGAUGCUAUCCUAAAGACUCUUCCACUUGCAUAGCUUCUGGAGACCCACACUACACCACAUUCGACAAGCGCAAGUACAACUUCAUGGGUAACUGUACUUAUCUGAUGUCUGCUCCCUGCAAUGUAUCCAGUCCAUACUAUGAGGUCCAUGCUGACAAUGAAAACCGCUGGAACAAUCCCUCCAUCUCCUAUGUCAAAGCUGUCCACACCUAUGUACAUGGGAUGAAGAUCUCAAUCUUAAAAGGCGGCACAGUACAGAUCAAUGGGACCAAUGUGAAUCUGCCUGUGUAUCCUGCAUCUGGUGUGUCUGUGUUUAAGUCUGGGAAGUACUACACUGUGUUCCUGGACUUCGGUGUCACUGUGCGCUAUGAUGGCAACCACUACAUGGAUGUCAAGGUCACCAAAGACUUCAAGACCAAACUGUGUGGACUGUGUGGAGACUAUGAUGGAGACGCCAAGGACGACUUCAGGAAACCAGAUGGCUCUCUGACCAACAGCCCAAAUGACUUUGGACACAGUUGGAACACUGACAAACUCUGUAAUGUCAAACCGAACACCACCAUUCCCGGAUGUACUAAUGACGAGCAGGAUUUGUACGAGUCUUCUGGAUUUUGCGGCAUUCUGCUUGACAAAAAUGGUCCUUUUGCUAAAUGUCAUGCCAAAGUCAUUCCUAAUAACUACUUUAAGGACUGUGUAUUUGACCUGUGUGAGCUGGAUGGAGCCAAGCCCGUUCUGUGCGAGGCUAUUGAGGCCUAUGCGAAUGAAUGCCAGGACCGCGGUGUGGAGAUAGGAGCCUGGAGGAACGAUACCUUCUGCCCUUUGAAGUGCCCUCCAAACAGUCACUAUGUCCCAUGCGCCGCCCCGUGUCAACCGACGUGCACAGACCUGUCCUCUGCAGGCUGCAGCGGGCCAUGCUCUGAAGGCUGUGUGUGUGACCCCGGCUACAUCCUCAGCUCAGGCAAGUGUGUGAAGACGAGCUCCUGCGGGUGCCAGACCAACGGACAUUAUUAUGAGCCUGGAGAGGAGUUCUACACGGCAGACUGUCAGAUCAAGUGCAAAUGUAACCCUCCCUUUUUCACCUGUGAUCCCGCUGAGUGUCCACCUGCUACAGAGUGCAAAGUCCAGGAUGGAAACCUUGGCUGCUACCCUACUGGCUCUCAGGACUGUGUCAUCAGUGGAGACCCUCAUUACAACACGUUUGAUAAGAAGUUCUUCAGCUUCAUGGGCACCUGCACAUACACGCUGGCCCGGACGUGCAAGAAUGGCACUGGACACUGGUUCUCAGUGGAGGGGAAGAAUGAGGAGAGAGGCAUUCCAGGACUGUCGUACCUCAGGAAACUCUAUGUUACAGUGGACGGUGUCACCAUUACUCUAAUGAAAGCCCGAAGGACACUGGUGAACGGUCGUCGCGUGGCUCUCCCUCACUCAUUGCCCCCCCAGGUGACCAUUAGCCUGGCCGGACAGUACAUCACCCUACAAACACGCUUCGGUCUGGUGGUACGCUGGGAUGGCAACCACUACGCCCAGAUCACUGUGCCCAGCUCAUUCCAGGACCAGCUGUGUGGUCUGUGUGGAGACUACGAUGGAAACCCCAACAACGAUUUCACCAAACCAGAUGGCUCUUUGGCCCCAAGUGUCAAUGACUUCGGCAACAGCUGGCAGACCAUAGAGGAUGAGGACGAUGUUUGUACUCCUGGCACUAAACCUGACCCAGACUGUGACCCCUCUCUAGAGGCUGAGGUGGUCAAACCAGACAAGUGCGGCAAGAUCAGGGACCCCACUGGGCCAUUCAGGGAGUGCAUUGGUCUGGUGGAUCCAACCCCUUUCUUCCAAAGCUGUGUGUACGACAUGUGUCAGUUCAAUGGUCAGCAGCAUGUUCUGUGUGACCAGCUACAGGCCUACACUGAUGCCUGCCACAGUGCUGGAGCCAAGGUCCACCAAUGGAGGGCGCCAGACUUCUGCCCUCUGGCAUGCCCUCCCAACAGCUCUUACUCUUUGUGUGUGAGCUCAUGUCCUGAGACCUGUACAGGCGUGGUGGGGCCCCCCGGCUGUGAGGACGUAUGUGUGGAGGGGUGCGAGUGCAAUCCCGGCUUCAUCCUCAGCAAUGACCAGUGUGUGGCGCUAAAGGACUGCGGCUGUGUGGACCCCAGUGGAAGUUACCAUCCUGCAGGUGACCAGUGGAUGCUGCCGGGUUGUGAGCAGAGCUGUCAGUGCCUGAAUGGAGGAAUGAUCCAGUGUCACAACACCAGCUGUAAGCCCACCACGGAGAACUGCCAACUACAUGAGGGAGAGUACCAGUGCAGGCCUCUAGGAACCGGCAUCUGUUCUGUAUCGGGUGACCCUCACUACACUACGUUUGACAAGCGGACCCACCACUACAUGGGGGCGUGCUCAUAUACUCUGACCCAGCUGUGUAACGCCUCAUCCGGGCUCCCAUACUUCAGCGUGUACACCCAGAACGAGCACCGGGGAAGCAACCGCAAAGUGUCCUACGUCCGAGCAGUGGGCAUCACUGUGCACAAUGUCACCGUGGUUCUGGGCAAGGGACGUACUGUGCAGGUGAAUGCGCGUGCUGCUGUCCCUCCCCUCUCAAUGGGCAGCCUCCACAUUUACCUGAGUGGGAAGUUCGUGGUUUUGGAGACCUCCUUUGGUUUAAGAGUACGCUUUGAUGGUAACCACCAUGCUGAUGUCACAGUGCCCACCUCCUACAAUGGCCUGCUCUGUGGCCUGUGUGGUAACUUCAAUGGAAAACCCAACGAUGACAACCUGAAGCCAGACAACACCCCAGCGGCUAACACCAACGAGCUUGGGGACAGCUGGCAGGUGCCCGACCCUCGGCCUGACUGCACCAACGGAGGAGGACAGGAGGACUGUGACAAAAAGGUGGAGGAGGAGGCGAAGAAGCCCACCAGCUGUGGCAUGAUCACUGACCCCAACGGCAUUUUCAAGCCUUGUCAUUCCGUGGUUCCUCCUGGCCCAUUUUUUGAGAACUGUGUGUAUGACAUGUGUGCAACUGGGGGCCAGACAGUGGCGUUGUGUCAGGCCAUAGAGAGCUACGCUGACAUGUGUGCUGCUGCCGGAGUGUCCAUCGCCUGGAGGAACAGCACCUUCUGCCCUCUGAAGUGCCCCCCUGGCAGUGACUACAGCCACUGUACCUCAGCCUGUGCCCAGCCCAGCUGUCAGGAGCCUGCAGGCCCCGGAGGCCCCUGCCAUCUGCCCUGUGUGGAGGGCUGUGUGUGCGCCCCUGGCUUGGUGCUCAGUGGAGACAAGUGUGUGCCCCUCAGUGAGUGUGGUUGUACAGAUGACGACGGCAAGUACAGACCGGUGGGAGACAGCUGGUUCAGUGAGUUGGACUGCUCGGAGCGCUGUAAGUGCGUCAGUAACAACAACGUGACAUGUGAGCCGUGGCAGUGCAGUCCGGCCCAGGAGUGCGGGGUACAGGAGGGGGUGCUGGACUGCCAUUCCACAGGUAAAGGUGUGUGCCAUGUAGCUGGAGACCCUCACUACUACACCUUCGAUGGGGUCAUGCACACCUUCAUGGGCACAUGCACCUACACUCUGGUGGAUGUGUGUAAUACCACUAAGGUGACGCCCUUUAAAAUCGUGGCUAAAAACGAGGAGCGUGGUCAGCCCGAGGCCUCAUACGUGCGCUCAGUGAAGGUCUACCUGCCUCAUGACACAGUGGUGGAGCUGCAGAAGAGCCGCAGAGUCCUGCUGAACGGGCGUCGUGUGAGGACACCUCUGACCAUCGACUCCGUGGGGGCCCGGGUGAUCUCCAGUGGGUCCUACAGCCUGCUGGACACAGACUUUGGACUGCAGGUCAAAUUCGACGGAGUGCACCACCUGGAGAUUACUGUCCCCGGAGACUACUUCAACAAGCUCUGUGGCAUGUGUGGGAACUACAACCACAACUCUUCCGACGACAACCUGAUGCCCAACAAGAAGCCUGCCAAAGAUGUGAUCGAGCUGGGCAACAGCUGGAAGUCUGAGGGUGACAGUGACCCAGGCUGCCAGCCUGACACGCGUCCGGACAUCCACCCCAACUGCACUGCAUCGGAGGAGACACAGUACGAAGCCCAGUGCUCUGGAGUUCUUCUGUCCGAUCGCUUUAAACCCUGUCACACUCUGGUGCCCCCAGAGGCUUUCAUCGGAAACUGCAUCUACGAUAUGUGCGAGUACGACGGCAUGCAGCGGACCCUGUGUGAUAAUGUAGAGGCGUACGCACAGGCCUGUCAAAGUGCUGGGGUCACCAUCAGCUGGAGGAACAGUACAUUCUGUCCAAAGCCAUGCCCUCCGAACAGCCACUACUCAGACUGCACAGCUCCCUGCCCCCCCACCUGCUCGGACCUUUUUCCCCUACUAUGUCACCUGCCCCCCAGCACGUGUGUGGAGGGCUGCCUGUGCGACGCUGGCUACGUGCUCAGUGACAACAAGUGUGUGCGCCUGGACCAGUGCGGAUGCAUGGAUUCCAAUGGGGAGUACCACGAUGUUGGAGAUUCAUGGCUGACAAACAAGUGCACUGCGUCGUGUGAGUGUCUCCUGGGGGGUACGGUCAGCUGCAAAGACCACAGCUGUGGAGCCAACUCUCUGUGUGAACUGGACAAGUAUGGAGACCUAUACUGCAAGCCUACAAAGUUCGACAAAUGCAGUAUCUCUGGAGACCCUCACUACCGCACUUUUGAUGGCUUCACCCACCACUUCCAGGGUCCCUACACAUAUGUGCUAGUCCAGAGCCACAACACUCCACAGGCACUGGAGGAUCUGACGAUCAGGGGCAAGAACAUCCGUAGAGGAGGCAACCGCAGGGUGUCCUUCCUCGACCAGGUCUACAUCGAUGUCGACAGGAUCAAUGUGCGCUUCCUGCAGAAGAGAAUCGUCUUGGUGAACGGGGAGCGUGUGGCCCCUCCUCUGAGCCCAGUAGACGGGGUCACCAUCACCAUGAACUCCAAACAGGUUCAGCUCACCACAGACUUCGGCCUCACCGUCAGGUUCGAUGGCAACAGUCGCGGAGAAAUCAUCCUCCCAAGUACUUACAAGAACCAUGUGCGGGGACUGUGUGGGAAUUACGACGGGAUCACCCGAAAUGAGUACAUGAAACCAGAUGGCACCACCACAGGAAACCUCAAUGUGUUUGGAGAGAGCUGGAGAGUGAGUGAAAGGCAAGGGGAAGGGCUGAAGAGCUACGAUAUGCCCCCUACUGUCCACCAUGUGCACAGGCGUGAGACCGAAUCGGACCCAGACUCUGGCUUCGAGACCUCGGAUUGCACCAAGGCCGAGCUGGAGCUCUACAGCAGCACCAGCCAGUGUGGAGCCAUUUCGGACCCCCGGGGGCCCUUCUCUGCGUGCCACACCCUCGUGGCCCCGAAGACCUAUCAGGAAGACUGCAUGUUCGACCUGUGUGCGGAGCAGGGCAGUGCUGAGCUGCGCUGUGCCAGUUAUGAGGCAUAUGCCGCAGCCUGUCAGGAGGCAGAGGUUGCUGUGGGGGCCUGGAGGAAGGAUCUGGACUGUGCUCUAGACUGUGGAGGUAACAGCACAUACUCGCCCUGUAUGACGUCGUGCCCUGCCUCCUGUGCUGACCUGGCUGCCCCGGCAGAGUGUGAUAGUGCUGCUUGCACAGAAGGGUGCCAGUGUGCGUCUGGAUUUGCCAUGAGUGAGGGGCUGUGUGUGCCCUUCUCCCAGUGCGGCUGCAUCUUCCUCAACAGAUAUUACCCCCUGAAUGAGAAGUUUGUGACAGAGGACUGCUCUCAGACAUGUGAGUGCACCACCACAGGAGCUGUGUGUCAGACUAAGACCUGCCCUCAGGGCCACGUGUGCACCAUCUACGACUUCAGACGGGACUGCUACAGAGAGAGCCCGUGCCUGAGCUACCCCUGUCUGAACGGAGGCACAUGUGCCGAAGUGAGCAACUCAUCCUACAGCUGCAAGUGUCCAGAGGGUUUUGUCGGAGCCAACUGUGAGGAGGAGAAGACCCUCAAUGAGACAAAAUGGACCAUCCUGAUUGCUGUGGUGGUGUCCGUCACUCUGGUCAUUAUCAUAGUCACCACAACCAUUGUGUGCAUCUGUAAACGCAAAAACAAAAACAAAGAUCAUGACAAACAAUUCAGCCUCAAGACUUCAAGUAUCCCUUAUUCCAACAUGGCCGAUGACAAUGGCAAGGAAAGGAUCACCCCAAUGUGAAGUGCUGAGGAACUCCUCCACAAUAAACACCUUGUGUCGUCCAGUCCCAUUAUUUAUUAUUUGUGUGGAUUUUGUGUGUCUGAUCAAUGCAUGUUAAAAUAUUAUAAUAAUAUUAUAAUUAAAACCAUC
Molecule: messenger RNA, 8768 nt
Organism: Periophthalmus magnuspinnatus
Lineage: Eukaryota; Metazoa; Chordata; Actinopteri; Gobiiformes; Gobiidae
Gene: zanl
Product: zonadhesin, like
Exons: 52
Coding region: 15-8639 (2874 amino acids)
Cellular component (GO): extracellular matrix; membrane
Molecular function (GO): protein binding
Source: RefSeq, a predicted model, not a curated record